UGAAAGCAAAGCAGAGGCAGAAAAUGUUGCCGUUACAUAUACAUACAUGCAGGAACUGGGGAGUACAAAGGGUGGGGUCAAAACUUGAUUAAAAGGCCAAAAGCGAUAAUGCCGUUCUGUCACUUAUUCCUCUUGCAAGCCGAAAUCAUCGCUUCCCUCUCUAAUCCCUCUCUUUUCUGUAAUUAAAGCUCUCUUCCCUCCUGCCUUCACCUUCGGUUCUUUCCUUUCGGUAAGAAUCCACCCUCAUUCUGACCAUUCUUUCAUGCUUCCUCUUGGGAGAUUGCGCCUUCCCUUCUCAUGAUCGCUUCUUCACCCUAAUUCUCUUCACUAUUCUCUUCACCCUAUUCUUGCACCUUCACAGUUUUUACAACUUUCAGGACUAUGUUUUAAAUUUUUCAUCCAAGUAUUGCUUCUCCUUUUCUUUUCUUUUCUCUGUUUUUUUUUUUAAUUUUUCUUUGUUUCCCUAGUGUUUGUUGGUUUUAAUCUCAUCCGGGGUCUUCGGAUCGCCUCGACGCCAGACCUUGGUGGUGGUGGAUGGAAGUUUUCCGUUUAUAAUCCUGAAAGGUCUUCAGUUUGUUGAGACCCUUGCCGGAAAAUUAUUCCGAACAUGUCACUUGCUGAUGUUGCUCGUACUCCGAUUCGUCCAGAAUCUGUCUGCUUCCAAGGCCAGCUCUUGCCUUGUUCAGGUAAAUCCAUCUUGAUUUACCUCGCCGUGGACGGAGCUCUGACCCCUAUGCGUGUGUUGGAGUCCGAUUCCAUAGCAUCAGUGAAACUCAGGAUUCAGAAAUUCAAGGGAUUCGUGAUUAAGAAGCAGAAGCUUGUUUUCGAAGGCAGAGAGCUGGCCCGCCACGGUACUCCCAUCAAGGACUACGGUGUGACCGGUGGCAAUGUUCUUCACCUGGUUCUCCGGCUCUCCGAUCUCCUGUUUGUCAUCGUCAGGACCACUUGUGGCAAGGAAUUCGAAUUUCAUAUCGAUCGCCAUAGAAAUGUUGGGUAUCUCAAGCAACGCAUUAAUAAGGGAAAAUGUUUUGUUGAUCUUGAGAAUCAAGACCUUUUCUGCAACGGCGAGAGGCUUGAUGACCAGAGAAUGUUUCACGACGUAUGCAAGAGUGACGAUGACGUGAUUCACUUAUUGGUUCAAAAAUCAGCCAAGGUUAGAGCCACACCCAUCGAGAAAGAUUUAGAACUGUCCGUUGUGGCCUCCACCACUUCAGAGGAGAGUAUCGACGGGAACAAGAAGAAACUUCUGUCAGCAACAGAAGCUGAAGGUGUAGAUUUCAUAUUGGAACCAAUAGUUGUGAAUCCAAACAUCCAAACGUUCCCUUUCCUGUGGGAGAUGAUAAACUCGACGUAUGAUGGUUUGCAAAAAGGUAAUAAGCCGGUAAGGUCCUCUGAGGGCACAGGAGGGACAUACUUCAUGCAAGAUGCAACAGGUCAAGAGUAUGUUUCAGUAUUUAAGCCCAUUGAUGAGGAGCCAAUGGCGGUGAACAACCCGCGGGAUCUUCAGAGAUCAACAAAUGGGGAGGGAUUGAAAAUAGGGACGAAGGUAGGAGAAGGAGCAGUGAGGGAAGUAGCAGCAUACAUAUUAGACCAUCCAAAAGGAGGAAGACGAGAGGUAUCAGGUGAAGCCAUGGGAUUUGCAGGUGUUCCUCCCACAAUUAUGGUGAAGUGCUUGCACGAAGGAUUUAACCACCCUGAAGGGUUUGACUGUUCAUCAAAACAUGUGAAGGUUGGGUCUCUCCAGAUGUUCAUGAACAACGAUGGUAACUGUGAGGACAUUGGAUCAGGGGCUUUUCCUGUGGAGGAGGUGCAUAAGAUUACCGUGCUUGACAUCAGAAUGGCUAAUGCAGACAGACAUUCUGGCAACAUAUUGCACAGGAAAGAACCAGAAACAGAUAAAACUAUCCUCAUUCCAAUCGAUCAUGGUUACUGCCUGCCAGAGAAAUUUGAAGAUUGCACUUUUGAUUGGCUUUACUGGCCACAAGCACGCAAACCUUACUCUCCUGAUACAGUUGAGUAUAUAAAAUCUAUGGAUGCCGAGGAAGAUAUAGAACUAUUGAAGUAUUAUGGGUGGGAUGUUCCAUUGGAUUGUGCGAGAGUGCUUCGCAUUUCAACCAUGCUGCUUAAGAAAGGGGUUGAGAGGGGUCUCACCCCUUAUGCCAUCGGAAGCAUAAUGUGCAGAAAAAACAUGAACACAGAAUCUGAAAUAGAGGAGAUGAUUCAGGAGGCCAAGGAUUCCUUAUUGCCAGGCAUGAGUGAGUCUGCAUUUCUUGAAGCAAUCUCCCAGCUCAUGGAUUCCCGCCUUGACAAAAAGCAGCUUGCAAAUUAGGUUUUUUCGGAUUAUAUAUAUAUAUAUAUAUAUAUAUAGGUUUGCAUGUACGAUCACUUGGUAACAUUUGAGUGAGUGACUAGUCCAGUUUAGGAUGGGCAUCACAAUAUUGUGUCAAUAAGUGCGACGGCUUCAUGUGUUUUAGGGACGUAAGCCUCAAGCUUUUAAUCAUCUCUCACUUCAACUAUCUAUUGGGAUUGCAUCGGCAUGUUCAACAGAAUUAUGUCCGGAUGAGAAGUAUAUAUAUUCUCCUGAGAUUUUAUGGAUUGCUUAGGAUUGUGUCAAAAAGAAGUUUGAAAACCAUGUUGAAAUU
Prosopis cineraria is the source of this 2642-nucleotide messenger RNA. Its product is annotated as phosphatidylinositol 4-kinase gamma 2. The record is from RefSeq and is a predicted model, not a curated record. Gene Ontology annotation, molecular function: protein binding. NCBI's taxonomy places the organism in Eukaryota, Viridiplantae, Streptophyta, Magnoliopsida, Fabales, Fabaceae. Bases 608 to 2329 code for a protein of 573 amino acids. The transcript has 2 exons.